Molecule: messenger RNA, 1055 nt
Organism: Seriola aureovittata
Lineage: Eukaryota; Metazoa; Chordata; Actinopteri; Carangiformes; Carangidae
Product: stonustoxin subunit beta-like
Exons: 5
Coding region: 42-761 (239 amino acids)
Molecular function (GO): protein binding
Source: RefSeq, a predicted model, not a curated record
CCAACAUUCAAGAAACAUCAACAUAGAAAGAAACGAUAAAGAUGCCAACCAGUGCUCCCAGUACGAGAAUCAUGCCUGCCGCUGGCAGACCUGGGACAAAAUCCAAAGCUGCUGCUUCUCCUAUAGAAAACAUCCCAGACUAUGAGCCAAACGUCCCUGAGCCCACAUGCAGAGCUGAUCUUUUGAAAUACUGGAUCAACCUUUCCCUGGAUGACAAGACAGCCAAUAAGAUGCUGUGGAUCACAGAGGGUGGAUCCAAGGUGUCACGCAUGACUGAUGAUGUCACUUGCCCCGUACUGGACAGGCCAGAGAGAUAUGAGCAUGUACCUCAGGUUCUCUGCAAAGAAGGCAUACUGGGCUUCCGAGCUUACUGGGAAGUUAAAUAUUCAGGAUGGGUGGUCCUCGGAGUCACCUAUGAAGGGGCAGGGAGGAGGGGAAGCGACGGACCCUGUGGGCUGGGAGAGAAUGAACAGUCCUGGGGUCUUGGGUGGGGUGGAUCCCACUACCAGUUGUGGUUCAAUGGUACAAACACAGAAAUCUGGGAUAUUCCCCAGUGCACCACCAUCGGGGUGUACCUUGACCAUCCAGCUGGUGUCAUCAAUUUUUACGCAGUUGAAGAGGUGAAGGAUGGAGGGGAGGGCGAAGGCAGGAAGGAGAUCAGACUGCUGCAGCAGAUUAAGAGCUCCUUCAUGGGGAGAAUGUUGCCAGGUUUCUGGGUAGGACAAAAGUCAUCAUGCGUUUUUGUUGAACAAGAAGACUAGAGUGUGUGUGUUUUUCCAUUGCCAUUUCUUCCAUUUCCAUUCAAGCUUCAUUUACAAUACAUACCCACUCGUAACAGAUACUGUAGGAUAAUUGAAAUUUAAAAAAAAAAGAUGCAUAGAUCAUGUAUAGAAAAUCAUAAUGUAUACAAAUAUAUAUGUACCAAGACGCUGCUAUUUGUUUAAGUGUUUGAAUGUGCAUAAUGUGUUUAUUUUGUCAAAACUGAAUGUUAAAUAUCGACAUAUAUAUGUAUAUAUAAUGUAGCAUUGUGUACUUAAUAUUCUGGCAAUAUCAGU